This is a messenger RNA of Motacilla alba alba, 1605 nucleotides long. RefSeq names its product zinc finger protein 135-like. Gene Ontology annotation, biological process: regulation of transcription by RNA polymerase II. The transcript has 2 exons. NCBI's taxonomy places the organism in Eukaryota, Metazoa, Chordata, Aves, Passeriformes, Motacillidae. The record is from RefSeq and is a predicted model, not a curated record. Gene Ontology annotation, molecular function: RNA polymerase II cis-regulatory region sequence-specific DNA binding; DNA-binding transcription factor activity, RNA polymerase II-specific. The coding region runs from base 175 to 1605 and encodes 476 amino acids.
AACAGGACUGCAGCCACCAUUUGAUCAGACUGCUACCACCACCCUGACCAAGAGGGUGUCAGGUUAUAUCCUGACUCUGCCAGUUUCAGGCAGUGUUUCUGUAUCAUUGCCUUGAUCUUAAUUCUCUUUUUAACUUGUAAUUCUGCAUUAGACUUUCCCCCAGAUUCACCUUCCAUGGCGCAGGAAUCCAACAGGGAAGAAAAGCCCCAGAGAUCCCACAGGAGGAGGGGCUGCAAAGCCAGCCCAGGGUGCUCUGAGGAGGAAAGACCCAGCCUGUGCCAGGAAGGUGGACAGAGCUUCAGCCAGAGCUCUGAGCUGGUGGUCUGUGAGCAGCUUCAUGAUGGGAAGAAGCCCUACAAGUGCUUGGAGUGUGGGAAGAGCUUCAGGCAGAGCAGCACCCUGAUCCGCCACCAGAUGAUCCACACCGGGGAAUGGCCCUAUGAGUGUGGGGAAUGUGGGAAGGGCUUCAGCUGCAGCUCAGAACUUGUCAUCCACCAACGCAUCCACACUGGGGAGAGGCCCUACAAGUGUUCUGAGUGUCAGAAGAGGUUUCACACCAGCUCCAAUUUCCUCCGGCACCAGCAGAUUCACACCGAGGAGAGGCCCUUCCGCUGCCCUGACUGCAUGAAGGGCUUCAAGCGCAAAUCCCACCUCGUCAUCCACCGGCGCAUCCACACUGGGGAGAGGCCCUACAAGUGCCCCACAUGUGGGAAGAGGUUUCAGACCAGUUCAAAUCUCCACCUGCAUGAGCGGAUUCACACUGAGGAAAGGCCCUUCCACUGCCCCGACUGCGGGAAAGGCUUCAAGCAAAACUUCAAUCUCGUCAGGCACCGGCACAUCCACACUGGGGAGAGGCCCUACGAGUGCCCCACAUGCGGCCGGAGAUGGAGCCAGAGCUCGGAGGUGGUGCCCCAUGAGCAGCUCCAUGCUGGGGAGAAGCCCCACACGUGCGUGGAGUGUGGGAAGAGCUUCAGGUGGAACUCUGAGCUGAUCAAGCACCAGAGGACCCACACUGGGGAGAGACCCUACGAGUGUGAUCAGUGCAGGAAGAGGUUUAAGACCAGCUCUGAUCUCCUGGUGCACCAGCGCACGCACACAGAGGAGAGGCCCUUCCGCUGCCCCGACUGCGGGCAGGGCUUCAGGCACAACGCCCAUCUUGUCGUGCACCGGCGCAUCCACACUGGGGAGAGGCCCCAUGUGUGUGGGGAAUGUGGGAAGAGCUUCAGGCACAGCUCCCACCUGAUCCUGCACCAGAGGACCCACACUGGGAAACGGCCCCACGAGUGUAGGGAGUGUGGGAAGAGCUUCAGGCAGCGUUCUACCCUGAUCAGGCACCAGACGACCCACACUGGGCAGAGGCCCUAUGAGUGUGAUCAGUGCAGGAAGAGGUUUCGGAUCAGCUCCAGUCUCCUCCGGCACUAUCAGAGUCACACAGAGCAGAGGCCCUUCCGCUGCCCCGACUGCGGGAAGGGAUUCAGGCAGAACUCCACCCUCAUCACCCACCGGCGCAUCCACACCGGGGAGAGGCCCUACGAGUGUCCCCAGUGUGGGAAGAGCUUCUCACAGCGCUCCCACUUGACCCGACACCAACGGAGGCACCGGUAA